UAUAGAAUCAAUGUGCCCACUGCCCAUGUAUUAUAUUUAUAUAGUAAAUAAUGAUUUCAGUAUGAUAUCAAUCAUAAAUUUUAUCGCAAUUGACGAUAAACGCAGAAGCAUAGUAUAGAUAAAACGUAUCAUCGAAUAAUAACGGUAUUUCUUGGCCUAAGAUUUGCUGUAUACUCUAUUUUUUGUAUUCAUUCGUUACUCGUUAGUACUAAAAUGACAAGUGUAACAACAAUUCGUAAGCGCGAUGUUUUCGUCGAUGACGGGUUUAUGUAUGUAUUCGACUUUUUAAGUAGAGACGGUAAGAAACGUUUUUGGCGGUGCAGAAAUAGAAAUAUAUGUAAAGCCAGAAUACAUACUAAUGUAAAAGAUUUAACUGUGAUAAAAAAAAUCAAUGAUCACUCGCAUGAUUUGGAUGCCGCUAAAAUUGAAGCAGAAGUUGCUGUAACAAAUAUUAAAAUUCGGUCGGCGCAAACUUUAGAAUCGACAUCAAUAGUACUCAACGAAGGUACGUCCGGUCUUUCACAAGCAGCCAAAGGUACAAUACCAUCAAUCUGUGCAUUAAAGAAAAAAUUUCGACGAAUACGCCAACAAAUUGUAACAGCCCCACCUGCAUCUACUGAUUUAAUUUCACUAAUAAUCCCAAAAACGUAUUCUAUGUUUUCAUCUUCUCAAGGUGUUACUGAAAAAUUUUUACUCGACGAUAGUGGACCUGGGCCAGAUCGAAUUUUAAUAUUUGGUAGAUCAAGUAGUUUAAAUAUUUUAGAACGAUCAAAAGUAUGGUUUUGUGACGGAACAUUUAAGAUUGCGCCCCCUCUUUUUGCACAAGUAUACGUUAUAUUGGCGAAAGAUAUUGGAGGUGUACAUCCACUUAUUUAUGCACUCUUACCAAAUAAACAGGCAAAAACGUAUCAUCGACUUUUUAAUAGAUUAAAACAAUUAAAACCCAAUUUGUGUCCCGAUUUUAUAUCAUGUGAUUUUGAAAAGGCAGCUAUAUCAUCGUUAAAAGAUAUUUUUAUUAAUGCUCAAAUCAAUGGAUGUCUGUAUCACUUAACGAAAAAUAUCCGAUUGAAGUUAUGCAGUUUAGGUUUAAUGACAAAUUACAAUAAUAAUGCUGAUUUUGCUCUUUCUGUUAAAAUGAUAACAGCAAUAGCUUUUGUAAAAAUUGACGAUAUUGAUAAAGUAGUAGAUGAACUAGCUGAAUACUUACCAGAUGAGUUACAAGAUCUUUUAGAUUGGUUUGAAGAUAACUAUAUUGGCCGUAAAAAUAGAUCGAAAAGUGGAAGUAGACCAGCACUAUCUCCUCCGAUUUUGUGGAAUGUACAUGAUCGAGUAAUCAAUGAUCAGGAUCGUACUAAUAAUUAUGCCGAAGCCGCCAACCGAAGAUUAAAUACUGAAAUGGGUGUUAGCCAUCCAACACUGUGGUCGUUUAUUUUAAGUCUUCAUAAAAUCCAAUCUGGUCGUGAUACAUAUUAUUCUCAGUUGGAAGCGGGGAAAAGUCCACCAAAAAAAUUGAAAAAAUAUUUAGACGUCGAUAAAAGGUUAAAAAAAAUUGUAAGUAAUUAUAAUUCAUAUAAUUACAUUUCAUUUUUGAGAGGUAUCGCAAUAAAUUUGUCAUUGAAAUAA
Messenger RNA from Sipha flava (yellow sugarcane aphid), 1623 nucleotides. RefSeq lists its product as uncharacterized. Bases 214 to 1623 code for a protein of 469 amino acids. Lineage: Eukaryota; Metazoa; Arthropoda; Insecta; Hemiptera; Aphididae. The record is from RefSeq and is a predicted model, not a curated record. The transcript is spliced from 3 exons.